AUGUAUCAUGAUUUCCAGGUUAACCUCAAUCCCAGCCUCAAUCCCACUACGCAAUCACCUCAACAAUCGUCAUUUCAGAUCGUGAACUACAGGAGGGGGGAGUUGAAGCUUUCCCACCCAAUCUUGCGCAAGGAGCACCGAUUGCAAAUUGAGGGCGAGGGCAAGGGUGUGGGAGAGGGCGUGGAGAUUUCAGUACAAUGGGAAGAUCUGGAGAGAAUCAAGGGAGAGGUCGGUCUGGUGAGGCAUCCAGGGGGUAGCAAGAAGGGGCAGGGGAAGAGCCCAGAGCGCCGUACUCACUUAACAGCUGUUCAACUAUCUCACUUACCAAGGCCAAUAUUUGAUUCUUCGAUUCAUAUCAGUCGCACUCUUACACCACACACAGCUACAGCUCGAGCCGACUUUUACGAGGUUCCCAUCCAGUCGUCCUUUGAUUUCAGCCAUCCCUCUGUGGCCGACCCAUGGUCUGGCAAUCUUACUCAGCCGUUCAACAAUGCCCGCGAUUCAAGUCCCGAUGCUGAUGUUGAAGACUCAGUAGACUUCUACCAACAUAUGCAAGAAGAUCAAGCCCCCGACAAUCAAAUCGACAAGGAGAUCGAAAGCCAGAUGCCAGACAGUGUGUUGGCCCCUGAUUUUUCUUCCACACAACAGCAUAUUGUAUUUGACGACCUCACAUACUCAGCAUCAGGACAAUACAGCUAUCAAAACCCGGCUAUUCAACUCCCUGCACCACCCACAUCAUCAAAUAUAAUUGCCUUGUCUUCGGCAUCUUCUCAAGGUUGGGAUUCUGCGCCUAGAGCGCCCUCAUCAUAUAUCCAGCAGCCGGUCUUGCAGCCUCUUCCUAUGGCACCUCCAAUGCACCUCCAACCCCCACAACCACCUGCGUAUAUUGCACCAGGUUCGUACAUCCAGCCUCAGCGGUCUGCUUACAUUGCACCUCCACCAUACGUCAUGGCUUCGUUGCACCCUCCCAAUCCUGCCUCAUCUGCGCCUGCACCUGUCCAUAGCGUGCCUUUGUCACACCCUCCCAACCCUACCUCAUUUGUGCCCGCUCCCAUCCAUGUUGCGUCCUUGUUGCAUCCUCCUAACCCUGCCUCAUCUGCGCCUCAACAAGCUCCCCAGCGCAACAUACAAUCAGGAGGACAGCCUGUUGCUUUAGGGAGGAGAGAGGGGCCUCGGAGAGGCGGCUUUGUACUCAAUCAAGUCAUCACGGAACAUGGUCCUGAAAGGGACAUUGUAAACAAGUACCGCAAAAAAAAUUGCGCGGCCCCACUCCCCUCAAUGUCCUCAUUCUCCCAUGUACGAGAACACUCCGGCAGCUCUGAAAAACCCAGCACUUGCCGACAGUCAAAACGCAGGAAGAACAAUACUGAAGGCUAUUUCCACCUCACGUCGGCUACAGUCAAACGGGCAUCCGACAGGUUACGGAUACACACCAUCAAAAUUGAAGCCAUGCCAGAGAACCAGUUUGCAGAGGCCGAAAAAGUUUUGGAGGAGGUGUUGAAGGAACUGAAUAGCCCUUGUAAAGGGAAUGACAUGGAUCACCACCCUGACGAUAUCAAGGAGCAAGUGGCUAGACACUUCCCAGAAGUUCUCAAUUUAACAAUCAUGAACACUAUGUAUGGCACUCGCGGUAACUUCAAAUCAAGCGCCAGUAGUAUGUGCAAAGACGUGUAUGGGCUUUGCCUGCCAGCCGACAAUAUGUGGGACAUAACCGUCUCUGAGACGGAGUUCACCAAGGACCGAGUUGUGAAUCUCCUCAAGAAGCCUAAUCGUGCAUUAUUGCAUGGAGGCAUAGGCCAUAAUGGUAAAUGUCAAUACUUCCAACACCCAGCUGUUAUCAAUAUAAUCCUUGACGUUCUCUACAAGGUGAAGACAGGUCUAGGUCACAUUUUUUCAAGUCAAUUAGGUCCCCUUGCUGCACAUGUUACAAUUGCGUUGGCAGCUACAGCCUUGUAUGCGGUGCUCAAGGAACUGAAGACUGGUGUUUUUGAGCCUACCGACUUCUCCGUCAACGCAUUCCGUAAAUUCUACAAGGAGAUGUCUUCGCUGAUUUUUGAUACUAUUUUGCAAGACAACGAUCUCAAGGAGGACUACCUCGAGUUCCUCGCUUUUGUAGUUGCCCGCGGCAUAUUGAUGUAA
Molecule: messenger RNA, 2139 nt
Organism: Serpula lacrymans var. lacrymans S7.9
Lineage: Eukaryota; Fungi; Basidiomycota; Agaricomycetes; Boletales; Serpulaceae
Exons: 8
Coding region: 1-2139 (712 amino acids)
Source: RefSeq, a predicted model, not a curated record